AUGGCAGCAUAUUGUUCUAUGCCAGCAGCGUUGGCAGCCGUACCAGGUCCUUCCUCGGGAUGGAUGCCACCGGUGGCAGCCCCGGUAUUCCCGGAGCACACCCGAAGCCCAGACACGGUCACAUUCCCAUUCCCUUGGCCUCGCUAUGUUCCUCCACUGCCAGGUCGGGAGAUUCCAGAAAUGCCCGUGCACACCGGCCAACACACAGUCACAUUCCCAGUCUCUGACCCUCGCAAUAUUCCUCCGCCACCGGGCCUAGAGAUUCCAGAAGUGCCUGAGCCCAGUGCUGCCAACUUACGAUUUGGCAGAGCCAGUUUUGGGCACCCACACUUUUGCACCAGACCAUGCGUGCACAUCUCCAAGAGUGGAGUGUGCCCAUCGGGAACGGAAUGCGCAUACUGCCAUUUCCCACACCGUGCUGUUUGCAAGCCAGACGGGCAGCUACGCCAGCGUCUCUUGCAUGCAAGCGACCAGCAGCUUCUCGCGACUUUCCUGCCCUUCAUCUUCAAGAAGGCGGCGAUUGAAGGCCUCCUUCCGCGCGUUGGCUACUUGCUCCAGCUGCUCGAGGCGGAAGUCUACGAACCGCAAUCCGAGGCCGUUCCCCUUGGGAAGUUUCGGCCGAUGAGGAUGUCAUUCAUGCAUCUCCUUGAGAGCUGCAUGCGCCGGCUACCUCCUCAUAUCCGAGCCGAAGUAAAUCGUAUCAAAUCGGAGCUCCCUCCUCCCAUUGUCACGCAUGGCGGAGCGGGACCAUCUCUCUUGCUGUAG
This is a messenger RNA of Symbiodinium sp. CCMP2456, 765 nucleotides long. Lineage: Eukaryota; Dinophyceae; Suessiales; Symbiodiniaceae. The record is from the annotation of a GenBank genome assembly.